AUGGCAACGCCCAUCUCCUCUGCUCCGCCUCCCUUCAUCCCAGUCCAGCUGGAUCCCCUGAAGGAUUCCGGCAAAGACACCAAGGGCACCUCAGAUUUCCCGGAGAAAACCUCCGAGGCGGGACAAACGGAGAAGAAGACGGAAGAAAUCGCUGCCAAGAAAUCCAAAGCCCGCCAGCGGGAUUCGGAAUCCAAAGGGAAAUGGUGGCCCUGCACCACCACAGAGACUGAGCUGAAGAACUUGGAGGGGGAAGGCUUCCUGCAACCCGGAAGCUGGAGGACGGUGCCGAACGCCUUAGCUCCAGCCCCCCAAGACAACGAGAUGGUGCUGACGAAAGCACUAGUGGAGCGGGGCUUCUCAUUUCCGCCUUCGGACUUCUUCCUAGAAAUCCUGAAGGCUUAUGGGCUCCAGCCCCAUAACAUCUCCCCGAACAGCGUGCUUGCGAUCAGCAAUCACGCUUCGUCUGCCUCCAAGCCGGAUCCCAAAGAUGUCAUCAAUCUUGAUGACCUUCCGGAAGAUCCCGCUGACCAUGGCGAUUCCGCCAAGGGUGCCUCCUCGUCUGCUCCUCCGCACGAUCAACCAGGCGCCACUUUCGCGGAUCCCACAGAAGAAGAAUAUGAGCAAAAGGUAAAGCUCAUUCAAGCCACCAACACGAUUCGGGUCGACCCUCGCCCGACUCAAUCUCUGCAAAAGCUUACCCUCGCACAGCGCCACGCGGAAGUUUCCGCCAUGCUGAACAAAGUAUGGGGGAAGCCAGACGAGGAGAUACGAGAGAUCGUCGACCUGGAGGAUGAAGAAACUGCCAAGCACUCCACACUCGAUGAGCUAUCCGCCAAGGUCAAGGUGCUUGAAGCGGAGAACGAGUCCCUCAAGACCUUCAUCAAGGAGUCCUCCGACAAGGAGAAUGAGGCGAGGAAGGGGCUCUCCGAGAAGCAUGCCCGCGACCUGGCGGAGCUGAAUGAUAAACUCAAGAAAAACCAGAGUCGUGUGUCUUCCUUGGUGUCCAAAAACAAAGUUCUGGAAAUGGAGGCGGAGGCCAUCGACAAACUUAUCUUUCUUUUCCUUCAUCCGCUGCGGAGCUUCACCGUGUGGGCGGCACUCGUGGCGGACACGGCGACCGGCGGGGCCGGGGGAGGGGACAUCGGCGCGUUCCCCGUCGACCUCGCCGAGCGGCGCGCGAGCGUCCCGGCGAUCGUGAGGAGUCGACGGCUUGCUUCCGGCCCCGACCCGCUCCUCGCUAGGUCAACAAUGCCGCUCGCCGCCACUCAAGAGGGAAAGGCGUCGGGGUCCGGAGCCCCUACGCCCCGACGCGGUCGCAGCUCCACCGCCGCCGCCGCCGCUCAAGAGGGAGUGGCGUCGGGGUCCAGAGCCUCUGCGCCCCGCCGUGGCCGCAGCUCCACCGGCGCCGCCAUGCCCACGACGACGACUCGGUCCAUGGCGCUUGUGCGUACGCGGCCCCAGUCCUCGGGCUCCCAAUCGGCACAAAGAAGGAAGAGGAAGCGGAGGGCGGCUGGGAACCAGAGAUCGAACAAGCGCAAGAGGACCAGGGAGGAGGAGAAGGAUGAGGAAAGGGAGGAGGAGAAGGACGAUGAAAGGGGGGAGAAGAGGGAGGAGGAGGAGAAGGAGGAGGAAAGGGAGGAGGAGGAGGUCUCAUCUGCAGGAAGCUCCCCACUUCGUGAGCUCCACGUACCGGAUGAGAUCUAUGAUCAUGGUGAUUCGGGUAUAUGGAAAGCAAUUGAUGAAGCGCAACAUUAUAUCAAUGCAAAACUAGCUCGCCGCACGGCAUGGUCCACACUCAAUACGCGCAUGAUUAGAAGUACCAAGUGCGUGCUUGAUGAUCCAAAGCUUGUUCUUGACCGUGAAUCAGCAAGAAAGGCGGUGCUUUUUGCUGCCCCAUCUUUUGUUGGACUUACAUCCUCUGUUGGUGGUAAGACGCUAGCACGAUGCUGUGGUUUCUGGGUUCAUUGGGAUGAGGAGAGUAAGAUUGGCACAGUUUUGACUACAUCACGUCUAAUUUGCACCAAGUCCCCAUCCAGGAGCGCCUGGUUAGGACAAGAAGAGUAUGAUAUUGAUGCUGAGGUUCUUGUGCACCUGCGGGGUAACACCACUGAAAAGGCACACCUGCAGUAUCUUCAGAAGCACUAUGAUUUGGCUUUCUUCAGUGUUAAAGUAGAUCAACCUGUCCGUAGACUCCCUUUCAAUGAAGGUGUGAAACAUGGUGACCAAGUUUUGGAGCUUGGAAGAGAUGAAAGUUCGUUUCUGAGGAUAAGCCAUGGUGUGGUAAUAUACUCGAGAGAAAACUUGCUUGAAAGAUAUCACUAUAUGCAUGUUGAUGGUGCAGAUCCACGUGCUAAGCAUGGCAAGGGAGGGCCACUCAUUGACUUUGAUGGAAAAAUUGUGGGAAUGCUCAAUGGCAACACCAGAGGGUCUUUUAUACCGUCUUCCAUUUUAGUCAAGUGCUUGCAGCUAUGGAGGAAAUUUCAGUGCAUCCCUCGGCCUCACCUUGGAUUGAAAUUUUGGUCAAUCAAGUUUGUAGACAUUGCCCUUGCUGAGAAUAUAUUGUACAUGUCCAAUAUUGAUGAUGGCCUUAUUGUUGAAGAGGUGUCACAAGGCUCGCAUGCAGAAAAACUUGGGAUACGAGAUGGUGAUGUUAUCAGGUGUGUUAACGGACAACACAUCUCUACUACAGUUGAGUUAGAGAAUAUGUUGCUGGGCAAAUGUGAGGAUGAGAGUGGUAACCUUAUUUCUGAACUGGAUGUCGAGCUUUCGAUAUUUCACAUACGCAAGUCUCUAUGGAGAAACAGGACAUUACAUGUAAAUGUGUCGGAUGAUGGUGAGGUUGUUGACAAAGGAGUUCGUUGUCCUUUUGGAAAAGGGACCUCAGUUUCCUUGGUGUCACCAGGUGAGCCCAGUGAAACAACUGAUCAGUACUGUGCCACUUGACCGAGGGAGACACCAUGGUCGAUACCGAAUCGCCUGGUCACAGCUAAUGGUGGCUUUAUGGAGUUGAGGGAGACAUGGCUUUGAUGAACGGAAAGUGUGAAACCUCCAAGUUUCUGCUAAAUUCCUAAUCCCUUGUGCUUGAAUAUGAACUGUCACAUUUCUGUAUGUUGGUUGAGUUCUAACACUUGAUGUAUGUCUUGUUUGAUGGACUGAUA
Molecule: messenger RNA, 3158 nt
Organism: Lolium rigidum
Lineage: Eukaryota; Viridiplantae; Streptophyta; Magnoliopsida; Poales; Poaceae
Exons: 14
Coding region: 1-2943 (980 amino acids)
Molecular function (GO): protein binding
Source: RefSeq, a predicted model, not a curated record